AUGGUCUCCACGCGCAAACAUCCUCAGGGCGACUUCACUGCAUUCGAGCCCUCCCCCACCAAAAAGCCUUCGCGCGCAUCGACAGCAUCGCCUACGCCUACGCCUACGAGCACUACAAGCGCCCCACGUGCUUUUGCAGCUGACGUCUCGCCCACCGCGAAGGCCGUCGCCAGGCGCGUAGUAUCCAAGACUUCAAAUGCUGUUGACGCGGUUGCACCGCCUUCGCCAGCAGAGGUCGGCGAGCGCGGAUGGUGCCACACGGCAUCGAACAUCACAAUUCUGUGGCUUGCUAUCUCCCUUCCAUUGGUGCUCUGGGACAGCUUGUACAUUCUGCUGCGCCCUCACACCAUGGCCGGUGGCUGGCUGCAGUGGCCUAUCUGGAAGCCGUACGAGGUCUACGCUGCCAUCGAUUAUGUAUACGGCUGGCCCGGAUGGGAGAGCAACGAUGGCUUCGGUGGUGCCCAGGGUGCGCUCAAUGCGAUCGAGACGAUCCUUUACGGCCUGUAUCUCAUGAUCCUCUACCACCACAGCGUUCCCUCGGCAACUGGAACCGGUCUCGAUGUCAGCAGUGAGGGAUUGGGCGCGUGGCUCUCUGGCGGUCGCAAGGUGCGCGGCAAGAGCGGUAACCGCGCGCUGGUCAUUGGCUUCGCGGCUGCCGUCAUGACGCUGAGCAAGACAGUUCUCUAUUAUUUCAACGAGUACUUCUCCAACUUCAAGAGCAUAGGCCACAACGACUGGCUCACUAUUUUCUGGUUCUACGGUGUUAUGAAUGGCCUCUGGGUCGUUCUCCCAGCGUACAUGACCGUCGUCUUCGGAUCCGACAUCAUCAAGGCACUCGAUAUUGCUGCAGAGUCAACCAGCGAGAAGGAGGAAUAG
Ascochyta rabiei is the source of this 876-nucleotide messenger RNA. RefSeq lists its product as uncharacterized. NCBI's taxonomy places the organism in Eukaryota, Fungi, Ascomycota, Dothideomycetes, Pleosporales, Didymellaceae. The record is from RefSeq and is a predicted model, not a curated record. The transcript has 3 exons. Bases 1 to 876 code for a protein of 291 amino acids.